Messenger RNA from Apaloderma vittatum (bar-tailed trogon), 930 nucleotides. RefSeq names its product olfactory receptor 6B1-like. Gene Ontology annotation, cellular component: membrane. Gene Ontology annotation, molecular function: olfactory receptor activity; G protein-coupled receptor activity. The record is from RefSeq and is a predicted model, not a curated record. Lineage: Eukaryota; Metazoa; Chordata; Aves; Trogoniformes; Trogonidae. Gene Ontology annotation, biological process: G protein-coupled receptor signaling pathway.
AUGCCCUCAGAUAACCUGACCCAUGUGGUUGAAUUCAUUCUCGUUGGUUUUCCAGGUACACAGGAAAUCAAGCAUGGUCUCUUUUAUAUUCAAAAAAAACUGACUGUGACAGAAAAUGCAACGAUUCUUGUGAUUGUCUGGACAAAUCUCCAGCUUCACAAGCCAAUGUAUGUUUUUCUGGGCAAUCUUUCCUUUCUGGAGAUCUGGUAUGUCUCCAUCACAGUGCCCAAAAUGCUUGUAAGCCUGGUGACAACGAGACAAGGCAUCUCCUUCGCAGGCUGCAUGGCUCAGCUGUUCUUCUUCCUGGCACUGGCCUGCAGCGAGUGCACUCUUUUGGCUGCCAUGGCCUACGAUCGCUACGUGGCCAUCUGCAAACCGUUGCAUUACCCAGUCAUCAUGGAUCACGCUUUGUGCACCCGUCUGGCCAUUGGCUCCUGGAUGAGCGGCUUCCUCAUUUCCACAGGGAAGGUUUACUUCAUUUCACGUCAGACCUACUGCGGGCCCAACAUCAUCAACCACUUCUUCUGCGAUGUCUCCCCCUUACUGAAGCUAGCCUGCACCAGCACAUCAGUAGCUGAGCUCAUGGAUUUCUUGCUGGCCCUGCUCAUCCUUCUCGUACCACUCCUUGUGACUUUGGCCUCCUACAUGUGCAUCAUCUCCGCUCUCUUGGGCAUCCCCUCAGCCCAGGGACGUCACAAAGCCUUCUCUACCUGUGCCUCUCACCUGCUCGUGGUCACAGUGUUCUAUACAUCCUCCCUGUUUAUCUACGCCAGGCCUCAGUCUAUUGAUUCCUUCAGCUCCUACAAACUGGUUUCUGUGGUAUACACUGUCCUGACACCUCUCAUCAACCCGGUCAUCUAUUGCUUAAGGAACCAGGAAUUCAAAAUUGCUCUUAGGAGAACAAUAUACUGGAGAGAUAUAUCGUCCUAG